Messenger RNA from Spinacia oleracea (spinach), 690 nucleotides. RefSeq lists its product as uncharacterized. The record is from RefSeq and is a predicted model, not a curated record. NCBI's taxonomy places the organism in Eukaryota, Viridiplantae, Streptophyta, Magnoliopsida, Caryophyllales, Amaranthaceae. The coding region runs from base 1 to 690 and encodes 229 amino acids. The transcript has a single exon.
AUGGUGUUAAGUCGAAAGAGACCACUCUUCCUCCUCUCCCAAUUCCUCCUCCCCCCUACCCUCAAAGAUUUGCCGGGAAAAAGCUUGAUGAUCAAUUUCACAAGUUUUUGGGAAACCAUUAGCAUGCUUUAUGUGUCAUUGUCUUUCACCGAGGCACUCAAACAAAUGCCUCACUAUUCUAGAUUCAUGAGAGAUAUUCUUAGUUGCAAGAGAGGUUGUGAAGAAAAGGAGACCGUGCAACUCAGGGAGAGUUGUAGCGCCCUAAUUCAACACUCCUUUCCCCCAAAACUCAAUGAUCCCAGGAGUUUUUCUAUCCCUUGUAGCAUUCAAAAGCUCAAAUUUGAUAAUGCUCUUUGUGAUUUGGGGGAAAGUGUGAGCAUCUUGCCAUAUAAGACCUAUGAGAAGCUCAAUCUAGGUGAUCUCUCUCCUACCGCUAUGUCAUUGCAACUAGCCGAUCGAUCGGUUAUGUUGCCAUUGGGUAGGAUUGAGGAUGUUCCCCUCGUUGUUGGCAAGCUCACUUUCCUUGUUGACUUCGUCGUCUUGGACAUAGAUGAGGAUGCCCAUACCCCCAUUCUCUUAGGGAGGCCAUUUUUGGCCACCGCGGGGGCUCUUAUCGAUGUGCAAGGGGGACUAAUCACCUUGAAAGCGGGGGAUUCAAAAGCUAGCUUCAAGCUUCCCCUUGGUGAAUGA